CCCACAUUUGACAAAGCGAAAGCUUAGUUGGCUGGCCAUUAAUAUAGUUCCACUGACUGCCUGGGCUCCGUUUUGGCCCUGUUGACGUUUAAAAAAGAAUUAUCUGAAUUUUCUUUAAAAACUUUCACAAUGCCAACAAUUAAACUGCAAAGUUCAGAUGGGGAGAUCUUUGAGGUGGAUGUGGAAAUAGCAAAGCAGUCUGUGACAAUAAAGACAAUGCUGGAAGAUUUGGGUAUGGAUGAUGAAGGAGAUGAUGAUCCAGUCCCCCUCCCGAAUGUGAAUGCUGCUAUCCUCAAGAAGGUGAUCCAGUGGUGCACCCAUCAUAAAGAUGAUCCCCCUCCCCCUGAGGAUGACGAGAACAAGGAGAAAAGGACGGAUGACAUACCCGUCUGGGACCAGGAGUUCCUCAAAGUGGACCAAGGAACCCUCUUCGAACUUAUUCUAGCCGCAAACUAUUUAGACAUCAAAGGACUGCUAGAUGUCACCUGCAAGACGGUGGCCAACAUGAUCAAAGGAAAGACCCCAGAGGAGAUCAGGAAGACGUUCAACAUCAAAAAUGACUUCACAGAGGAAGAGGAAGCCCAGGUACGCAAGGAGAACCAGUGGUGUGAAGAGAAAUAGUGGAGGAUGCUGCCAACACUAACACACUGAAAGGAUUGUUCCAGUAAUUGGUUGCACUGCGUUGUUCAUACUUGUUAAUAUUACAUUUAGUCUAUUAGAGUGACAGAUCUCCCCCCGUGUACUCAUAGCAUGACCAUUUCCAUUGCUUGUAUGGUGUGAAAUAAUAAAAAUAGUAGCUAUUUCA
Molecule: messenger RNA, 805 nt
Organism: Salvelinus fontinalis (brook trout)
Lineage: Eukaryota; Metazoa; Chordata; Actinopteri; Salmoniformes; Salmonidae
Product: S-phase kinase-associated protein 1
Exons: 6
Coding region: 130-621 (163 amino acids)
Biological process (GO): SCF-dependent proteasomal ubiquitin-dependent protein catabolic process
Cellular component (GO): cytoplasm; nucleus
Molecular function (GO): cullin family protein binding
Source: RefSeq, a predicted model, not a curated record